CACAGAAAGAGAGAGAAAGGAAGAAGAAGAAGAGAGAGAAAGAGAGAGAGUUCUUGAGAGAGAAAGAGAGAGAGUUCUUGAGAGAGAUAGAGUGAAGCCGAGGAAGCAAGGGACCGUUAAUUUCGGUUAAUUUAUGAAUCAAUUUUGAGCAGCAGCAGCAGCUACAAGAAGCUAAAAUGGUUUCAGAACAAGAGCUUUCUGAAGCUUUACAAUGUCUCUUACGCGAUUCCGCUUCUCCUUCAAACCCUAACCCUUUUUCUUCCCUCAACGCCGUUGUUCUUGAGUUGCAGUCCAAGCUUGGCCUCGAUUUGUCUCAUAAGGUCGAUUUCAUCCAUGCUCAGAUUCAGCUAAUCCUUCGCUCUCAUCCUCAACAGCCUCAAAUUCAUCAGAAUCAUCAUAAUCAACAGCAGCAACCACCGCCUUCUUCGCAGAAAGACCUUCUCCCACCCCAUCAAAGCCCUAAUUUCCCAUCUGCUCCUUCCCCCACUUCCUCUGCUUUUCAUACUUUCACUGCUCAGCCUCCUCCGGCUAAACCGGAAACCGCCGCCGCUCCCUCCACUGCUGUCGGUUCUGACCCGCCGAAGGAGAGCACUCAGACCAAGACUAAGAGAAGAGGAGGCCCGGGCGGGCUAAACAAGCUUUGUGGCGUUUCUCCUGAACUUCAGACAAUUGUUGGGCAACCAGAAUUGCCAAGAACUGAGAUAGUGAAACAGCUAUGGGCAUACAUCAGAAAAAAUAACCUACAGGAUCCGAGUAACAAAAGAAAAAUAAUAUGCAACGAUGAGUUGCGGUUGGUAUUCGAAACAGACUGCACUGACAUGUUCAAAAUGAAUAAGUUGCUAGCCAAGCACAUCAUUUCUCUUGAACCUACAAAACCGUCAAGUUCGAAGAAGGCACGAGUGGAGAAUGAACCUGCAAUUGCUGUAAAAGCUGCAGAACCUAGUGUUUGUCCUUCUGUGAUUAUAUCUGAAGCUCUUGCAAGUUUUUUUGGUGUUGAUGGAAGGGAGAUGCUUCAAUCAGAGGUUCUGAGACGCAUAUGGGAAUACAUAAGAGCCAAUCAUCUUGAGGACCCACUAAACCCAAUGGCGGUGUUGUGUGAUGCAAAACUCCAAGAACUGUUCGGCUGUGAAAGCAUUUCUGCACUGGGAAUCCCAGAAGUUUUAGGCCGCCACCACAUAUUUAGGAGAUCAUGAUUGCUAAUCUUCUAGGAUGAUUGAUGGCAUUAGCGACUUAUAUCGGUGCAGUGUUCGGAAAAGUCUAUAUAUAUAUAUGAAAUGUUGUAAGCAGUGAUUUUAAUAUUGUACUUGUGGAUGUUAUAUUAAGGUAAGUAAGUUAGGUGUGAACUUGGGAAUGUAAGAUGGGGGCUUAUGGCAGAGUUUAUUUUGCAAUUGCCUGCCAUAGUCCUUUGGGUGGUUUCCAUUUGUCUGACUUUGUAUUUAGGUUUAGAAUGAGCUUUGGAGUUUCUAACAUCCUUACACUCUACUGAUUAUGGAUAAACUAUAUGUUUUAUGUAGUAAAAGUUUAGCCUUUACUCUGCUUU
Messenger RNA from Cucurbita maxima (winter squash), 1540 nucleotides. RefSeq lists its product as uncharacterized. The transcript has 7 exons. Gene Ontology annotation, cellular component: nucleus. The record is from RefSeq and is a predicted model, not a curated record. The coding region runs from base 177 to 1193 and encodes 338 amino acids. Lineage: Eukaryota; Viridiplantae; Streptophyta; Magnoliopsida; Cucurbitales; Cucurbitaceae.